Molecule: messenger RNA, 507 nt
Organism: Paramecium pentaurelia
Lineage: Eukaryota; Ciliophora; Oligohymenophorea; Peniculida; Parameciidae
Source: the annotation of a GenBank genome assembly
AUGAUAAAUUAAUAAUAAAUUAAAAAUGAUAAAUAAGAAAUAAAUGAAAAUAUAACUAAUUAAGAAGUGCAAAGAUAAUUAUAAUUGGUUAUAAAGAAUUUAAAUUCACUUGCUGAAAAUUAAUAAUAAUAAAUGAUGAUCAUUAAAACAACAUUGAAUACUGAACUUAAAAAUUAAUUUUUAUGUACAUCAGAAUAUAAAUUGAAUACAUAAGAAUUAUAAAAUCAAUUGAAUAUCUUAAAAGAUUCAAUUAAAUAAACUUAAUAAUAAACUUAAGAGACACUUAUAAGAAAAUAAUAAAUUAUAGAAAAUCUAAAUCUAGAAAUAAGAAAUCUAAUGAAUAUAAAUAAAUUAAAGAAUGGUGAAAUUGAUUAAAUUAAAUUAUAAAAUGAUGCCUUCAUUGGUUAGAUUAAUGAUAAUAAAUUUGAAAUAAUUAAAUAAAACUAAUUUAUAUCUGAAAUAUAUAAUUUAUAUUAGAAAAUAAAUCAGAAAUUAUCAAAUACAUGA